AUGACCAUCUGCACUUACUAUCAGCAAGGCCGCUGUAGAUAUGGAGAUCGCUGCAGAUUUGAACAUCCGAGCCAAGCCACUACUGGCACAUCGGGAAACAGAUUCAGUGCCCUCUCUGGUUCCGGAUUUGGAGGUGAGUGUCAUUGCCUCUAUGGCGUGAAAGCUACAGACAUCCAACACGACUUGACAGAGGGUAAAGGUCGACCGAUGUGGAUCUUUUCUUCUUAUGCACCUGCGCGCAAUGUUCCCAGAAAUCUUUUUGGAGGUGAGCGCGAGCAAAGUAUGGAGGAGAUGCGUUUACGGCAUUAUGAACUUGCAGCCGCUGGCAAUAAGGACUUUGCCAUUCAAGAGGCUCAGGCAUUGUGGCAAGAGUCUAUCAAACAGAUUGAAUCUGCAUUAAACAAUAUUGAUGGCGCUGUCAAGUACAUCAACGAUGGUGGCCGUGAACAUCCCAACCGGAUCGACAUCACCACACGACCGAACCAGGCAGAGCAACCUGGAACCAAUCAGCCAUUUGCAUCUGGACAAUCCUCUACUCUAGGUCAGGGCCAGCAAGGUUCGGCGUUCGGGCAGCCAUCCACGCUAGGCCAAGGUUCUGCCUUCGGCCAGCCGUCAAACUUGGGGGCUCAAAAUCCUGCAUUUGGCAUAUCGGCAUUUGGCCAAGCCGGAAAAACUCAACCUGGCUUGGGUAUGGGGAGCGGUUUCAAUCAGCCGACGGGCUCGGCAGGAAGUGCAUUCGGUGCGCCGUCGGCUUCAUCUCCAUUCGCCCAAAUUUCACAAAAUAAUACCGGGCAAGGAUUUGGUGCUCCUGCCCAAAAUCCCUUCGGGCAGGCACCUGCAACGUUUGGCCAGCCGAGCCAAACCGCAAGUCCAUUUGGACAAGUUCAACAGCAGCAGCCACAACAGCCAAAUACUAAUAAUUUCGGCCAACCAUCUGCGCCAGCCAACCCAUUUGGCGCUGCUCCAUCUGCUGCCGCUCCAUCUGUGCCCUUUGGCCAAUCACCCGCUCAGCAGGAUGGACCGGCGAGAGCUAGCAUCGGACCUCGUGCCUGGAUCAAACUCGACAAUCCCAACGAGCUAAAUCCUCUUCCUGGCCUGCAGGGCGAAACCCGUCGCGACCCUGCCUCCAAUCGCCUUAUAUUAUGGAAGGGACGCCCGGUACAAUACAUCAAUAAUGCGCCCUGUUAUCUGCACCCACAAGACAACAAGACCCCUGUUCGCAUAAACUUUCCAGACGGACCCCCUGAAAAAUUCAGUCUUCGUGAUUCCCAGGGCAAGGCCGAGGAAUACACAGCUGAGGUCGAAGAGAUGUACCAGUUCUUCCUGAACAAUGGCUUCUUCAAAGAUGGGGUGGUUCCAGCUGUGCCACCCAAAGAGGGCCUAAUAAGUUUUGACUUCUAA
Molecule: messenger RNA, 1401 nt
Organism: Penicillium macrosclerotiorum
Lineage: Eukaryota; Fungi; Ascomycota; Eurotiomycetes; Eurotiales; Aspergillaceae
Product: FG-nucleoporin nup42
Exons: 4
Coding region: 1-1401 (466 amino acids)
Molecular function (GO): metal ion binding
Source: RefSeq, a predicted model, not a curated record